Pipra filicauda (Wire-tailed manakin) is the source of this 1063-nucleotide messenger RNA. Its product is annotated as killer cell lectin-like receptor subfamily F member 1. The record is from RefSeq and is a predicted model, not a curated record. NCBI's taxonomy places the organism in Eukaryota, Metazoa, Chordata, Aves, Passeriformes, Pipridae. The coding region runs from base 175 to 903 and encodes 242 amino acids. The transcript has 7 exons.
ACACGGCUGGGAAAACCAGGCAUGAGCUCUGUGAAAACUGCAUCUAUUUUUGGACAGAACUGGAAGCUCCGAACCCGCUGCCAGUUCACACCAGCCCGGGGGGGCAGCGGCGCUUUGGCUUCCUGUGCCUUCCUCCUGUGACCACUGCGGGUCCCCGGCGCUGAGCGGCGGGACAUGGAGGACCAGGACGGCUACACGGCCUUAGAGCAGUGGAGGAAACGAGGGGCUGCGGGGAGCCCCCCGUCCUCCCCGGGGGCAGCUGUAGGAUCUGGCUUUCCAGAACCCCGGGGGGUCCCCACCACAGCCCCCCCGCACCGUCCCCGCUGCCUCCUCGGGGCCCUCACGGCUGCCCUGGCGCUGUCCCUGGUGCUGUGUGUGUCCUGGUGGGUGGCAGAGAGGGCACAGCCCGAGGCGACCUCGGGGUGGGGGAACACCUCCCUGGGACCCCCCUGUGCCAGCCUGGACGGCACCUUCAGGGAGCUGAGGAGGAUCCUGUGCCCCCCGCGAGAGGCCGAGGGGUGCAGGCUCUGCCCCGUGGGCUGGAUGCUGGGCAGCACCAAGUGCUACUGGGUCUCGGAAAGGAUGAACUUGUGGCACGGGAGUCGGGAGGACUGCGGGGACCGCGGGGCCGUGAUGGCGAUGCCGUGGGACAAGGACGAGCUGGAUUCCCUCAAUGAGACCCUGAGGAAACCCACGCGGCACUUCUGGAUCGGGCUCUCGGUGCCCGCGCCCGGCAUGGGCUGGACGUGGGUGAACGGCUCCCGCCCGGACUGGAGCCGGUUCCCGCAGGACCUCGGGGAGGGUCCCGGAGCCUGCGGGGCGCUCAAGGGGGACAGGAUCGACCCCCGCGCCUGCGACACGGGGCUGCAGUGGAUCUGCCAGACGGAGUCCGCCCGGAUCUGAGAAUCUCCAUCGCACCCAAAACCCACCGUUAAUGCGGGAGAAAAUCCCGAUUCCCGCGGGUUCGGCACCCACGGGACAGCUUCCGGGACAGGGGCAGGACCGCGGCCGGGGAAAGUCGCCCUGGGUGGGCGAGGCGAGGGCGGGGGGGGGAGGCGGAGGA